Drosophila obscura is the source of this 1131-nucleotide messenger RNA. RefSeq lists its product as uncharacterized. The record is from RefSeq and is a predicted model, not a curated record. The coding region runs from base 1 to 1131 and encodes 376 amino acids. The transcript has a single exon. NCBI's taxonomy places the organism in Eukaryota, Metazoa, Arthropoda, Insecta, Diptera, Drosophilidae.
AUGGCCUUUCUGGGUCGCCUGAAUAAUCGGGGUGUUCUGAUUAAUUGCGAGAUCUUCAGUGGCGGGUGCUCCAAAGCUUCAAGCAGCGCCUCCAAUGGCAAACAGCCAGAAGAAGAGGCAACAGAGGCAAAGCAACCCGUGGGCAAAGCAUCCAGAACUUUCAUCAAGACCUACGACGAUGGCAAAGCCGUGCCGGCCAUGGACAGGCCCAGCAAAGUGCGUUAUGUGGGCAGUUCCAUUUCGGGCUCGGAUGGCAAUUCGAUGGCCGAAACGGAUGUGUCCACACUGCGCUACUCUACUGAGAUGGAAACAGAAACGGAAACGGAAACACUGUGUCGGCAGCAGGAGGAUGACAGCCGAAGCAACUCAAAUUCUUCGCAUUACGAAGAGACCAUGGGCAUGUCAUUGGGGGAUUUGAUGCUGGACAAGGGCUCCACCACAUCGAUAUGCAGCUGGGAUGAGAUCAUUUCGAAGGAGCAGAGUUCAGGGGCCUCCAUCGAUGACGAUCCAUGCGUUAGCGUUCCCUCGCUCAAAAUACGUUCCAGAUCGGAAACCGAAACCGAAUCGGAGGUGUACUCGCCCACAUACAGUCAGACGAUGAAAACCCUCAAGCUGGAGCGUCCGGUCAAGGAGGCCUACGACACUUGGCUAUCGGCGAAGCGCGUGCAACACCAGUACAAGGCUCAGGAGGAGCGCCGCAAGGAGGAGGAGCGCCAGAAACAGAUUGCCGAGCGUCAGCAGUUAGCCCACGAGCGCUACGAGCGUUGGUGCUUGGAGAAGUCCCUGCAAAAGUCAGCGUCCAGCUCCAAAACAUCUGUAAAGGCCCCCAACAGUCCCGUGAAGAAACCGAUUGUUGCGCCUCGUCUCGACGCGGCCGCUCAGCGGCGCCUGCAGGAGUGGGAGAUGGAGAAGGUGAAGCAGGCGGAGAAGCGUCGCCUGCAGCAGCAGAAGGUGGCCCAGAAGCUGCACCAGGAGAGCGAGCUGCGCCACAAGAAAGCCGACGAGGCCUUCGAGAAAUGGAUGCAGAAUGUGUCGCAGCGCCCCAAGCCGGUGCCGCUCAAUCAGGGCAUGAAGUCGCUGCGUGGCACCGUCUCUGAGAUUUACAUAAAUCCCAAUGAGUGGGUCGACUGA